AUGUCCGAUCGCAAUCCUCUCAAAACCCCCGUACCGCCGGGGCCUGGCUACAAACUCAAUCCCGUUACCAGGCGCCAGUACCGCUUGUCCGACGAGCACUCCCCCACGCGCCAGCGCCUACACGACGACCUGCUCAGCCAGCUGACGCCCUUGUCUGCAGUCGAUGUCCUGGACCAUCCCACACCCUCACUGAAAGCAUGUCUCGAUGCCGCUACAGCUAACGAGCGAGAUUUUGUUAUGCGGACGGCUGUAGCGAGCCAGAAGAUCUACGAGUGGCUCGAUGAGCUCCUCGAAUGGCCAUGGCCUGCCGAUGGCGGCUCAGCCGGCUUUGAGGCGCCAUCUACGACCAGAAAGAAACUCUUCUUAAAGGAGACGAUUCGCUGCGACAACAGAGACAGCAGUAUCUUCCUCGGCAGCCUUGCCGCCGAUGAUGUUGCGGCCUACGACGACCGUGUCGAACAAAUUUCCCACGAGCUGGACGACCUAGAGCUCGACGAUAUUAAGACGCACGUCUUGCACAACCACAUUCUCCCGCUUUCAAGACCUGGGACCCCUUUGUCCGACACUGGCCGUCCAAUUGUAUCCAUGGCAACUUUCAACCGGCUAGACGACCUGGCUGCUGUGAUCACAGCAAUCAUCAUGCAAGCCCUUCCAAAUCUUUCCAAGCUCAGCCGUAUGCUGAAUACUUGGCGAAUUCGGAUCACCGUGCUGCGUGGCAUUCCAUCACUUCUCGCCGCCAUAACCGACGCUGAAGUUGCGCUGGAGUCGGGAUGGAGUGUCAUUUCAGCACCACCAAGAAACCCCGUGUCAGCACUCGGCAGCCCUGGCCAGGAACCUGGAUUGACCAAUGCUGAGUUUGACAUAAUGAAGGUAGUUCUGCAGAAGAAGAUCACGAGGCCUGGCCGUGACCUCGAUGCUAUGCUAGAUAGCCUUGAGGGUCAGACUGAUACAGUCCCCGAGAGCUGGAUCGAUCGCAUGGAAGCCACAGAGCAUGGGUAUGCUGCUUGGUAUGUGGCAUGUGAGCGAAAGAUCCGAGAGGCAGAAUGGGCCAAGACGGCACGGGCCAAAGCUGCCAUCAACCCUCCACAAAAGCCAAUGCAGAAGGCCACGACUGGGACGAUUGGAGAUGGUUCUCCCCUUAAGCUACGGGAUUCGAUAUCAUCAAGCAGUACGCGCGCGGCACCUGUACCCAUCACCAUUCAGCCUCCGAUUGACGAUGUCGUCGACGAUGUCUCAUCUGACAAGGAUACCGAAACUCAAACAAGAGACAUGACGCCUCCGAAGACGCCUGUUAAGUCGCAGCGACUCUCGGCAACACUCGAACCCAAGGCUCAAGACAUGAACUCGUCUUCGGGGCACCCCUCCCGAUCUCCUCUCCGGACACCCGUCUCAUUUCACAAGCGGUAUGAAAGCUAUGACGGCUCGGCAGAUGAUGUUGAUCCGGUGAAAUACGACGUGCCAUCCCCUUCGGCAUUCAAUGGCACACAGACUGCAACUCUGAGCCAAGUUCUAGGCUCACCAUCCCAUACUCCGGUUUCCCAACAAACACAUAAAGCGUUAAACGCUCAGAUCCUUGAGGAUACUGGUCAGUCAUCUCCCAUUGAUAGUCCAGGAGGCAGCCCAGGUUUCUCUGCCGGCUCAGAUGACGAGCCAGAGUUGCCGCCACUCAUUCACGGCGGCCGACGCUCCAGCUCUGCUUCUUGCUCUUCGACUGUGAUUCAUGGGUUUGCCAGCCAGGAUGGCUUCAGCGACAUGCCUGAAAUCUCCGCUUCGCCACCGCUGCCUCGCAAGCCUUUUGUUGAACAAGGCAGUGACUUGCUUUCGCCGCCUGCAUCCGAUGGACCAGACACAUCAACAUUCCCGGAAUUCGCCCGACGAAGAGACACGUCUUACUCUCGUAGCCCGUCCAGCUCACCCCCACGUCCCAGUUAUAGGGACGACAGUGCCGGCCCGAUGGUGGGACCCAUCCAUGAUGACGACGACCUGCAAUCCUCUUCAUUCAUCGAACCAUCAUCUUCCUUCAUCGAGGAAGAUCUUGAUGAGACCGUCUCAUAUGUUGGAAGCCCUCACAGAAAUUCGAUCGGAGGUGACGAGCACCUUAGACAGCAAAUCAGCGACAUUUUGCAGUCUAUCCCUGCCAACAUCAAGCUUGGAUCUACUCCUAGCAGGGUCAACCUUAACCCACCUCCACCGGACCUACCUUUUCAAAAGGCCAAAAAGCCUCUCCGGGAUCCCAUUCGACGAAGCGCGUCUAACCUGUCAUCUCGAGCAUCGACGCGGGCCUCUACCCGUGCAUCCACUCCAGCCUUUCUGCUGGCGCCGGCGUACGGCAAAAAUCCCCGCCCUAAGCGUCAACAAGGUACCGACACCAAAGUAUAUCACCUAUCGCGAUCCACUGGCGAAGCCCCAAUUAAGCUACUCAUAAGAUGUGUUGGCGAGAACGGCGAGCGUGUGAUGGUUCGUGUUGGUGGCGGUUGGGCCGACCUGGGCGAGUACCUCAAAGAGUAUGCUACACACCACGGACGAAGAUCAGGGAAUCCCGACGCCAAUACGAAGAUUGAGGUACGCGACCUGCCACGUGUAGCGACUUCUGCCAGAGCAUCAACGGCCAGUCCACCGGGUCGGCCAGUGUCUGCUAUGGAGUACUCUCCCGUGGCGCCAUUGAAUGUUCGCAAGACUAGGAGGUCUUUCGGCGCCAGCAGCCUUGGUGAGAGGUCUGCCGCUAUGGCAUCGUCUGCUAGACCACCCGCCCUGCCCAAAAUGCCGCAGACACCUGCUCCGCCGCAAGAGGCUUCAGGGCAGGAUGGUCCAUCGUCAGAUGGAUCCUCAAGGUCAAGAUCCAGCUCCCAUCUGAGCUGGGCAGAGGAGGACACGUCGCUGGGCCUUGCGGGCCCCACAGGUCGCAAGGUUGAAAUGAGCGAGGAGAGCAAAGCUUGGGUGGAGAGCGUCAAGCAGAAAGUGCGCAUCGCCAGCGGAGAGCGCAAACCAGCAGAGGAUGGACGGUUUGGGGAUAUGGGUCGCGUUGGCGGCACGAAACGACUGUUCCGGAAAGGAUGA
Molecule: messenger RNA, 3057 nt
Organism: Verticillium nonalfalfae
Lineage: Eukaryota; Fungi; Ascomycota; Sordariomycetes; Glomerellales; Plectosphaerellaceae
Exons: 1
Coding region: 1-3057 (1018 amino acids)
Molecular function (GO): microtubule binding
Source: RefSeq, a predicted model, not a curated record